AAUAUGAUGUUUAACGUGACGACACGUUCUCAUUCUUUUAGCCACCGUCACGCAGCUCAGUGUUUAGUUUGUGUGAAAGUGUCGUCUCGGUGUUUAGUGUUUAUUUGUGUGUAGUUCACACUGGUUAGUGGUGACUUUCCUGUCAGGACCUUGUGUUUGUUCUCUCCCUCAGCGGGGGAACAAAGAGAGCAGAGAUGUAUAACGGGAUCGGAUUGACCACACCGCGUGGCAGCGGCACUAACGGCUACGUGCAGAGGAACCUGUCAUGCGUUCGGGCCAAGCGGAACCGAGACGAUCACGGGGGACCGAAGGACGAGAAGGACAGAGAGAGGCUGGAGAGUCAGCUGAACCGGCAACCCAAUGCUGAUAUCCUGGAACACCAGAGGAAGAGACAGCUGGAGGUCAAGUGUGCUGAACUGCAGGACAUGAUGGAAGAGCAAGGGUACUCCGCAGAGGAGAUCGAGGAGAAGGUGAGCAGUUUCCGUAUGAUGCUGCAGGAGAAACAGGAUCCUCCUCCACCUGCUGCUGAGAAACCAACCGUGACUGAGACACACGCUCUCGCCGCCGCCAACCAGCAGAAGAACGACCGGCUCAGGGAGGCGUUCGGCAUCGGCUCGGACUACGUGGAUGGCUCGUCCUUCCACCCUGAGCGUAGAGAGCGAGAGAGAGAGAAGAGGGAGCAGGAGAGGCUGGAGAGAGAGAGGCAGCAGCAGCAGAAAUAUCAGAUCAUCGAAGACUCAGAUGAGUCAGACUCCUCGUCUCCUCGAAAACAGAGCCGUAAGAAGAAAAGAAAGAAAGAAAAAAGCAGAGAGAGCUCUGAAAGUCCUUCUCCAUCACCUCGAAAAGAGAAGAAAAAAAACAAGACGAAGAAGAAGAAAAGGGAGCGCUCAGUGCAGAGUGACUAUGGCAGUUCGUCUGAGGACUGGCCAGAUACCAAGAAGAACAAAAGGAAGAGGAGCAGUGAAAACGAGACUCCGCCUCCUACGAAGAGCCGACGUCGCCGCAGCAGAUCCUCCAGCUCGGCUCACAGCAGGUCUCCAAUCGCGUUAAAGGAGAAACAGCACAAUCCACAAGCAGCUCGGGCGGAUGAGGGGAGGAAGGGCAGAUCUCCUGAGCGCAGGGGUCGCCCCAGGGACAGUCCAGAGAAGAUGGAGAAGUCUUCCAGACAUUCCAGGUCUCCUGAACGAAACAGAAAGGACCAGGACAGGGAAAGAGAGCGAGGAAAGGAAAAGCCCCAAAGGGGGCGCCGUGACGCGCCGUCAUCUCGAUCGGGGUCUCGAUCUCCGCCCCCUAAACAGCAGAGAGACAGACGGGCGCGCAGCGAGGAGCGAGACGGUGCAAAACCUCCUCAACGGAACCGACACAACUCGUCCUCUCCAUCACCGUCUCCAAAACGACAGAGAGACAGGAAGCAGAGGAGCAUAGAGAAAGAGCGGGAGGAUGAGGGGAGGAAGAGGGAGAACAAACCCCAGAAAAGGCACGACUCUUCCUCAUCAGAUUCGCCUUCACCACAGAGAGACCGAGCGCGCAGAGGACGCAGCAGAGAGAAGGAGAGUGUGUCUUCACCUGCACGUCCUUCAGACAGGGACAGGCCGAGAGACAGAGACACCGCCAUGCAGAUUCGAGCUAGAGAGAGUGAUAAGCAGAAAGAGAGAUCCCGCUCCAGGGACUUACCCGUCUCACCUCCCCGCCACUCACCACGCUCCAACGGAAAGCAGAAAGAGGCGGAGCGUGAGAAGGAGCGAGCAAGGGAGAGAGAGAGGGAGGAGGUGAGAAGAAAAGAGCGAGAGAGAGAGGCAGAAAAGGUACAAGAGGAGGCAAAGAGAAAAGAGCGAGAGAGAGAGGCAGAAAAGGUACAAGAAGAGGCAAAGAGAAAAGAGCGAGAGAGUACCAGAGGAAAGGGAAGAGAGGAGGUGAAGAGAAAAGAGCGCGAGAGCGACAGAGAAAAGGAACGAGAGGAGUUGAAGAGAAAAGAGAGAGAGAGCAACAGAGAAAAGGAACGAGAGGAGGUGAAGCGAAAAGAGCGAGAGAGCGACAGAGAAAAGGAACGAGAGGAGGUGAAGAGGAAAGAGAGAGAGAGCGACAGAGAAAAGGAACGAGAGGAGGUGAAGAGAAAAGAGAGGGAAAGCGACAGAGAAAAGGAACGAGAGGAGACGAAGAAAAAAGAGCGAGAGAGCGACAGAGAAAAGGAACGAGAGGAGGCGAAGAGAAAAGAGCGAGAGAGCGACAGGAGCUGCUCUGAAGAGAGAUACUCCGGGAAGGUUGUCGAGACGGGAGACAGGAGGACGGCGCGAGACAAAUCCGCAGCAGAGACAGAGAGACCGGGUGAGAAAGUGAGGGAGGACGAGAGGCCAGGAAGAACACGAGAGAAGAGUCCACUGGAGAAAGGGAGAGAAAAAGCACAAAACAAGGAGAAAGAGAGAAAGAAAUCCAAAGGGUCGAGCAGCAGCAGUGACAGCAGCAGCAGCAGCAGUAGCAGUGACAGCAGCAGCAGUGACAGUGACUCUGACAGUUCCUCGUCAUCCUCCUCCUCUUCUUCAUCAUCCUCCUCCUCCUCUUCAUCUUCUGAAGAUGAAAAGAAGGAGAAAAGUAAAAAGGAGCCUCACACUGUCAUGGUGCAGGCUGUGGCUCCAACGGAGAAGGAGACGGAGAAGGGAGCGCGAGACUCAGACAGGGAGAGUGCUGCCUCUGUAUCCACACAGGCUCCGCCCAUUAGAAAGGACAGGGGCAGAGACAGGAGAUCUGUGUCUCCACAGAAGGAACGACAGAAAGAGAGAGAUCCGGGAAAAGAGAGGUACACACCCACUGAGACCUCGAGCCCUCCUCCGUCUCCUGCAGAACGAGUGAGGUGCAGUCCUGAGAACAUAAGAACCCACGGUAAAGAUCCAGAGAGGCCCAGGGAGCGAGGGAGCGACCAGCACAAGCCCUCCGACCUCGGGCACAGAGAGAAGAACAGGACAAGUGAGAGAAUGCGGGCGUCUCCGCCCAGAGCCCGGCAUGAGGGUAACCAGAAAAAACGGGCCACGGCACCAUCACGUUCUCCAUCACGCUCUCCAGCACGACAACGUGCAGAUCGUCAACGCUCCCCGAGCCCCAAGCGAGGAGUCAGGAGACCGACACCACCCUUAAGGCGAGACAGAGGGAGACCAGGAGACGGACAGAGAGUGCGCUCACGAGAAAGGAGGACGAGAAACAGCAGGUCAAGGAGCCCACGCAGACGCUCACCUCCGUACAGGUCCCGUCGUUCUCCCUCUCCUGUGUACCGGCGUAGAAGUAGUCGCUCUCUAUCCAGGGAGAGGGAAAAAGAGAGGGAGCGAGAGAAACAUCGUGAACAAGAAAGGGAGAGAGAACGAGAACGUGGCAAAGAGAGAGAAAAGAAAGCAAGAUCACCCCCUUGUCGUUCUCCGUCUUCCUCCUCUACAUCCUCGUCCUCCUCGGGUUCGUCAUCUUCGUCUUCACCCUCUCCUCAGAGGAAACCCAAUCCCCAAAAGGACAGAAAGGCAGAGAAGAGGCUUCGUUCUCGUUCCUCUUCACCUCCUCCCACUCAGGAUUCUCCUAAACGCUCUAGACAACCGCCUCCGCGCUCCAGAUCUCCUCCUGCCAGCCAAUCGGACGUGAGAAAGACCUCACGAGGUCCCUUGAGGAGCCAGUCGCCUUCAGAGCGACACGUGACCGAGAGCCAAGAGCGGCCAAUCAGAGGGGAGAACGCAGUGAACGGGAGAGAAGAGAAGAAAAUCACGAAGCAACAGAAAAACGAGUGCAGGGACAGCUCCAGCUCUUCAUCCUCCUCCUCCUCUUCAUCUUCAUCCUCGUCCUCUGAUAGCUCUGACUCUGAGACGGAGAAAGGGCAGGGGAAAGCAGCAGCGAGUAGACGCUCGUCCUCAUCAGAGAGGGAGGGAGCGAAGAAGAAGAAAAGUCCUCUGCGUCGGCCGAGAGAGCCUGCUGACUCGCUCAGAGACUCCAGAUCGCUCAGCUACUCCCCUCCUGCACGACUGCGCAGAGCCGCACGAUCUCCUCACGCUCGGAGGAGAUCCAGGAGCAGGUCAAACAGUCGGCGGAGAAAAUAGUAAAUCUAGCUGUACAUCACUGAUGGAUCCUUCAUAUAUUUCAUUUUCCUGACUUUCUAUUGUGUCUUUGGAGGAAGAAUAAAAACGCAGAAACAUGUUUGUAAAUUAUGAUUCACACGAGUUCUGAACUGAAGCGAGGAAUCAUCUCAGAUUUUCUUCUCACGUUUACCCACAGGGAUGUGGUGGUUUUUUUUUUAUUACUUUUAUUACGGUGAUUACGACGUGGGAAAGAAGGAGAGAGAGGAAUAGCACUGCAGAUGUAUGACAUGUUCCUCCGUGCCAACACACAGCUGAUCUACUCUAAAUAAAUACACCAGUGUCUCUCUCUCUCUCCCUCUCUCUCACUCCCUCCCUCUCUCUCCCCCCUCCCCCAGUCCUGCUGCAUUGUUCAGAAUGUAGAUACGUCACUAUGGUCAGAACUGUCACUGAGUGAACUGUGUCCCGUUUUCACAGCUUUUUCUUUCACUUUGUGUAAAAGGACUAAUGAAUAAAUAAUAAAUGGUUGUAUCUGUAA
Messenger RNA from Tachysurus vachellii, 4581 nucleotides. It is a transcript of the gene srrm2, whose product is annotated as serine/arginine repetitive matrix 2. The transcript has 14 exons. The record is from RefSeq and is a predicted model, not a curated record. NCBI's taxonomy places the organism in Eukaryota, Metazoa, Chordata, Actinopteri, Siluriformes, Bagridae. Bases 195 to 4067 code for a protein of 1290 amino acids.